Molecule: messenger RNA, 646 nt
Organism: Mycotypha africana
Lineage: Eukaryota; Fungi; Mucoromycota; Mucoromycetes; Mucorales; Mycotyphaceae
Exons: 3
Coding region: 47-472 (141 amino acids)
Biological process (GO): mitochondrial respiratory chain complex IV assembly
Cellular component (GO): mitochondrial inner membrane; mitochondrion
Source: RefSeq, a predicted model, not a curated record
CCCCAUGUAUUUUCUUUUCAGUUAUAAAACCCCUCAGAAAUAAAAUAUGUCAUCACCUUCCGAAGGUCAACCUGGCUAUAUCGAUGCCUUGAAGACUGUCAAGCUCGACGAUUUCAAAGAGAUCAACAAGAUCCCAUGUGCACGCAACUCCUUACUUUAUGGCAUAGUGGGCGGCGUAACUAUGGGUGCCAUCCGUUUCGCAUUGAAGCGCUCUGUCCCUACAUCUGCUAACUGGGCAGUUGGUUCCUUUUGUGGUAUUUCAGUAGUCACAUUUGAAGCCUGCAAUAUGGAUAGAAAGCGCAAACUAGAAAAGUUAAAGUUGAUUGUAAAGGCUACAGACUCUUCAAAACCUCUUAGAAUGGAUGAAAAGGUCGUUGUUACUGAAAGAGGCAAAAACGGUGCAUUCAAUGUCAUGAUUGAAACACCACCUGUUGUCAAUGACCAACUCGGCAACGACAAUGAAGCGAAUUAAAGAAAGAAAAUCAGCACGUUGGAGGUUUGCAGGCAGGAAUGCUAUCGGUAUACUUGAACCCUAUGAGUUUACGAUACGAUAACUGCCCUUCAAGAGGGUCUUUUUUAUGCACUAAGAGAUGCACGAAAAAACAAAAAAAAAAAAAAAAAAAAAAAAACGCACAGGAAAAAAAAA